This is a messenger RNA of Oncorhynchus mykiss (rainbow trout), 1525 nucleotides long. Its product is annotated as trypsin II-P29. Gene Ontology annotation, biological process: proteolysis. NCBI's taxonomy places the organism in Eukaryota, Metazoa, Chordata, Actinopteri, Salmoniformes, Salmonidae. The record is from RefSeq and is a predicted model, not a curated record. Gene Ontology annotation, molecular function: serine-type endopeptidase activity.
CAAUGUAUGUGUUGGAACGGAAUUAAAAAAGAACUUCAAGCAUAUCUCUCUGUUUUGGCAUUAGUGAUCACUAAGCGCUCGAUUCAAACCAUAUUUCUAGCUCAGAUUUAAAUGUAAAUGUAAUUUCCAACUGAGACGACAUAUGUAGCAUUUACCGUGGCAUGAAUGCCGCUUCGGCUAACGCGGGAACAUUGCCUUAAAAUGUAUUGCACUUUUGUGCAACUCUUCAGUGCUACGAAUAUCACCACUAUAUCCUCUUAAAGGGGAAAUCUGCAGUUGCUACAUCCAAUUAGGACUUAUAAAUUAAGCUGAUUCUUGAAGAAUAUCACUUAAUAAAUGCCUCAUGAGGUGAGUUUGUAACCCAUCAGAACCCAACGCUUAUUUUACUCCAAUGUUUUGCAAAGUAAAUGUAAACACACAUUAUAUAGCCUCAAAACAUGGUUAAAACUGUAAUUGUGAUUAUCAUGUAUGGUCAGUCCUUGCAUCCAGAGCUCUGCCUGUGAAUUUGAAAGUGGUUACAAUCCUCCAGCCCAAUCCCUCCACUUUUUACCGAGACAGGGGUGUGGAGGAUCACUUCUUGUUGUUAUUGUUAUUAUAUCACUUGUUAUUAUUUCAACUGCUCAGAUGUUCUGGUGCGGUGGCACUAAUUUCAGAGUUCUGACAGGAGCCAUGUAUCAAAUGCAGAGUGUUUGUACAUGAAACAGUGUCACAGUCUGGCAUUCUUUCCACCCUCCAUCACCUCCCUCUCUAGAGUCGUUUGUGCCCCAGGCUCGGAGCUCUAUCGUGGGGGGAAAGGAUGCUCAAAAGGGCAGCUGGCCGUGGAUAGUCAACCUUUUAAUCACGGAUGAUACAGGCUCCUUUAGAUGUGGCGGAUCCCCUCCUUACUGAGGAAUGGGUGCUCACCGCUGCAAACUGUGUUGACCCUAUUAGGAAUGAAAACCCUAUUCCAGAAAGUUCCUUCAUUCGUCUGGGGACACACAGCCUGAAUGAGCCAGCAGUGUUUUAUCGAUCCAUCUCACUUAUCGUCAGUCACCCACAGUACCAGAAACAGCAUUUGGCCCUGCUGCACAACAUCGCUUUGGUGAAGAUGAGUAAAAAGGUGUCCUUUUCCUCCCUGGUGAAGCCCAUGUCCCUGCCCAAACCGAAUGAUAACUUUGUCUCAAAUUGCUUCAUCGCUGGCUGGGGCGACGUCGGGAACAAUGUGGAAUUGUCUGGUAAUAGGACCCUCCAGGAGCUGAAGGUAACCAUCUUUAAAUGGAGAAUCUGUAAGAAAAAGUUUCCGGGCCUCACUGACAACAUUCUGUAUGCUGGCUCCAUGGAAAGAGGGAAAGGCUACUGUCAGGGGUACUCUGGUGGGCCGUUGGUUUGUCGCUCAUCUGGUGAGAUUGUCCAGGUGGGAAUCGUGAGUUUUGGGAAUACCAAUGGCUGUGCUUUGAAAGGCUUCUCUGGAGUCUACACCCGUGUGAAAUGCUACAUGGACUUCAUCUACAAGACUAUAACCUCAGACAGACAGGCUUCUGCUUAG